AUGAACGGGCAGGAUAGGAGAAGAAUACUUGGCCCUUCGAAUUCGAAGGCGCUCAAAUUCGGUGAUCUGGUGCCAGCUCAGGACUCGAAGGCUGGCACUGGAGAGGUGUCUGGCGAUAGCGAGGCAUCAAUGUUCAUACAAGAUGGGAUGAUAGUGAACGCCAAUGGAUCCUCGUACCUAGAGGUGAAGGCAGAGACACAUAACACGCUUCUGGUGACGACAGCAUACGGUCCGCGGCCGAUUCGUGGGUCGUUCACAUCGAGAGCUGCGAUAUCCGUGCACUUUAAAGAGGUCACACUCGAACGCUGGGACAGCGGGGAGGUUACUGAAAUGUGCAACUUUCUAAACACAGUGUUCAGCGCCGCAAUCAACGUGGAGCGGUAUCCAAAAUCGGGUAUCGACAUCUUUCUGAAUUUGAUCCAGCACAGCAAUGUACGGGAUGACAAGACAUUAAAUCUGGCGGAGGUCCUGCCAGACUGCAUCAGUGGGAUCACACUAGCUCUGAUGGAUGCAGGUAUUGAGCUAAAGGAUGUGGUAGCUGCGGGGAGGCAUGGAUGUAAUGUAGUCGCCUUUGUGAACAAUGCGGAGACGAUACUAGGCUUCUGGCAGGAAGACGAUUCCGAUGUGAUGGAGAUUGUAGAUGAAUGUAAGAAAGGCUACUUCAGACAACGGGAUGCCAUAAUUGAGCAUGUAGUAUCGAAAAAUAAAAGCUAG
Molecule: messenger RNA, 714 nt
Organism: Eremothecium gossypii ATCC 10895
Lineage: Eukaryota; Fungi; Ascomycota; Saccharomycetes; Saccharomycetales; Saccharomycetaceae
Gene: MTR3
Product: exosome non-catalytic core subunit MTR3
Exons: 1
Coding region: 1-714 (237 amino acids)
Biological process (GO): nuclear mRNA surveillance; U4 snRNA 3'-end processing; poly(A)-dependent snoRNA 3'-end processing
Cellular component (GO): cytoplasmic exosome (RNase complex); nuclear exosome (RNase complex); nucleolus
Source: RefSeq, marked provisional